CAGGUUUCCCAUAAGCGUCCCUCCAGACCCCGCCAGGUUACCGAUGGAGCUCCAUCUCUUCACGUAAACAUCAGUGAAACUCAAGAGUAAGGUGGGCCAUGGGUCCGGCUUGGAAACAUCGACGAGGAUCGUAACUGAAGUGUUCGGUGGAGCCAGGGCACGAUGAGCGCAGGGUCACAAAGACUGACACGUGAUCUACCUGGUGCUUGAAAGAAGUACUGAAGAAAAAGCAGGUAUUCGAUCAGCCACCCGUCAACACGUGCCAUCACAGCGAGGGCUCCCAGGGAGGUCACCUUCUUGCACACGGUUGUAACGCCCAAUAAGAGACGAUGACGACCGUUAGGACAAAUAAAUCGAAGCUGGAGCUUCACAAACUCCUUGAACGAGCAGUCCUUCUCUCCUACUACGACAAAUUCAUCGAGAUAGGCGGGGACAAUGUGCAGCAGCUUCGUGACUCCAGUGAUCAAGAUUUCGAAGAGUUUAUCAACAUGGUAGAUAUGGCCAGAAAGCCACCUCACGUCAAGAGGUUCAAGAAAGCACUGGCAGAGUGGAAACCAGACACAGUUUCAGCAACGUCCACUCCAGCGGAUGGGGCAGAAGGGGCGCUUCACAACCUACUUCGAGGAGCAGAUCUUCUCUCCUACCACGACAAGUUCAUGGAGAUAGGUGGGGACAAUGUUAAGCAGCUUUUUGACUUGACAGCGGAGGAUUUCCAGGAAGUGAUUGACCUUGUUGAUAUGGCCACGAAGCCAUUUCACGUCAAGAGACUGAAGAGAGCACUGCGCCAGUGGACAGGACAGUCAGUCACGGUGACGUCCAGUGCAGCCAACGAAUCAGAAGAGGAACUUCACGUAUUACUUCGACUAGCGGAUCUUCUCUCCUACCACGACAAGUUCAUCGAACAAGGCAAAGACAAUGUGCAGCGGCUUUGUGACUCAAGCGACGAAGAGUUCCAGGCACUCGUCGAGCACGUAGGCAUGGCCAGAAAGCCCCUUCACGUGAAACGAUUGAAGAACGCACUCAAACAGUGCUCAGGCCAUGCAGCCGUAAUGACGUCCAUUCCUUCAAACGAGUCGGAGCGUGAAGUUCACGAACUGCUUCAGCGAGCGGAUCUCCUCGCCUACUACGACAAGUUCAUCGAGAAAGGCGUAGACAAUGUCCAGCAGCUUUUUGACUCGACGGCAGAAGAGUUCCAGGAGUUCAUGGAUCUUGUUGGCAUGUCCGGAUUUCCUUUUCAACUGAUGAGGUUCCAGAACGAACUGGAACAGUGGACAGGACACCCAGUCACAAUGACGCCCGUUCCAGCAAAGAAACCGAGACUAUCGGAGAUUCACCACCUCCUUGAACCAGCGGGUCUCCUCUCUUACUGCGAGAAAUUUGAGGACAUAGGCAUGGACAAUGUGCAGCAGCUUCACGACUUCACUGACGAAGAGUUCUACGAGGUCACCAACCUGGUAGGCAUGGUCAGGAAGCCGUUUCAUGUAAAGAAACUCAAGAAGGUACUCGAAGAAUGGACGGGGCCCACAGGAAUUUCUCGCUCCAAGGACAUGGCUUCGACAUCUCAAUUUGAUCUCAACAUGGAAAGGUCGUCACAGUGGAAAGACCUCAGGAAGGAAAUGCACGAAGCCAUUGCGGCGGAAGACGAGGCUCGUGUUCUAAAGUGCCUGGAUGCUGCACCUGCUUUGAAACUUUGGCUGGAUCCUGUGAAAGAAAAAUCAGCUCGUUACAGAGCUGUUAAAAAGAAAGCCAUCCGUAUACAUGGCCUCUUAGUCUCGCGUGGAUGUGGACUCAAGAACGACAAAGAAGCAUCCUAUUAUCGAUAUCUGACAGGCGUUCAUCGAGCUGAAAUUCGACGGCAACGAUACUACACCACAGAAUGCAAAGACUCCUACAUCUAUUACUUGAAAAGCAAAUCAAGGAGCCACGUCGGAUGUGAUGACUUCCAAGAGCGAUUGGAGAAGAUGUUCAGGGAACUUUCAACUGACCAAUUAAACGAGAAAAUAUUGAAAGUUGUUGCCACAGCACCGCAUCUGGAUAUACGAUUCGACUACAACAGUGACAACGUUCAGGGGAUCACGGGGUGCAGCGGCAGCCGCGUCCUGGGACUUGCUGAUUACGAAAAGCAAAGAAUUUCUAUCGGAGGCGGAGCAACGGAAGCCAAAGUCCGGGGCACGUUCAUUCACGAAUCUUGUCAUUUGGCACUUCAUCUGGUGUAUAAAAAUGAUGGCAAGCCAUAUUUCCGCAAAGAUACAGAAAUGGAACGGCGAUACAGAGCCAUUCUGGAUGACAUAAAACGAAGAGAAAAUGAUGUGGAUGACUUGAUACGACUAGCUUUGAUGAAAAAUGAAGAACAAGAAGCGAUUGUUCGCAUCCCACACAUACUAACUGAAUAUGGCAGCGAUCGUGGAAAUAGGGUUCUCGAAAAGGAGGUACCGGAACUACGAAAGUUUUUCGAGGAUACCGUCAUCCCGGACAUGCAGAAAUACAUUCAAAAUGGAAUCCCAUCGAUAGAUGCGACAAUGAUAGAAAAGGUAAACGAUAGACUCAACAAAGCUUUCUACAUUGGCAAACUGAAGGUUAAUUUCGAGAACCAACCGAAAAACAGUGUCUGGGAAAACGGGUUGCUUCACGUAGUUACGGGCCCAGAAUUGAGGCUUCUCGAAAUAAUGGUUCACAACGCUGUGCAAUCUGCGGGACUUCCGUACAUGUUUUUCGAUGCAAAACAGCUGGACUCAGCACUGGAGGAUGUGUUACUAGACUACAAAUAUGCGUUUGUUCUUGUAACGGUCCAUCCAAAGGAAGACGUCCGAAAGAUGAUUAAACAUUUCAGUGAAGCAUCCUGUGUCACUGGAUCAAAAGUCAUCUUGCUCGUGGAAGACAGUGGUAAAGACAACGUGAUGAAACAAGUGCAAGAAGAUGCAUUCUUUGGCGAGAGGCACAAAGUUCAUAGGAUCGACGAAGCAAGCUUUGCGCACGUCACAUAUAUCUGCAAAAAAGGAGUUUUCGAAAAUUCCCGCCUAAAACUUCAAGGCGAAGACCUUUCUAAGCUUUCGGACGCAACGACUAUAGAUGCCUUCUUACGUUGCGUAGACACUGCGGUUUUCCUAAAGUUAUGCGAGUCGGGGAACAUUGACCUGGGACCUCCUCUUCAAGAACUAGAAGAACGUGUUCAGAACUAUUAUGUGGAACGAGAGUGUAGAAGAGCCGUGGAAAUUAACUUGAAGGAAUGCAAUCUAGAUGACGACAGUGAGGCAUUCGCUCUUCUGGGCUGUACACACAAUCAGGUCGCAACACUUCUACCUCCCGGUUGUAAGCCAAAAGCCAAGGAGGAAUUAGAGAACUUCGAGAAAGUCGUACUCAUACGACAGUCAGAUAACUACGAAGCUCUACUGGAAAAUGUUCAUUUCGAAAACAAAAUAGUGCACCUGCUAAAGUUCGACGAAUCUCGUACUAGACUCUUGUGGACCACAUCAAAUGGUCGUCUUAGUCACCUUCCAAUGACGGGAAGUGAGAGUUACAACGAGGACGCCUUGUUAAACGUAAACGAGAAGGUUGUCAUAGUCUCUGGUGCACCAGGUAUGGGAAAGAGUACUCUAGCAAAGCGCUUGUGCACAGAAGUAAAAAAUCGAGAUACGAAGCGGUGGGUUAUGUACGUCGACCUUCCUCAGAGAAUGGCAUCUGUUAAGACAGCGUCGCCGAGUCAAGCGGAUAUGUGCAGGUAUCUAGCGGAUCUAUGCCAAGUACAAAAAGAUGGUCUGGAGUUCGCUUUGUUCGAGGAAAGUUUGAACGUCGGAAGCCCUUUCAAGAUUGCCGUCAUCUUCGAUGCCUUCGAUGAAGUGAACGAGGAAUGCCGCAAGUGCGUCUCGGAGCUUACAUCGUUUCUAUCUGAAAAGAAAGCUUGCAAGAUAUAUAUGUUUACUCGCACUGUAUUUAAGUCCCAUGCACAAGAUGCUUUCCACACGGUGUCAUAUGAACUCCUUCCUUUUUCAGACGAAAAUCAGGAGGAGUUCAUUAGAAAAUAUGAGGGAACAGCUCAUUCAACCAAUGAAAAUACUGGAGUCUCCAAGCUGUUCCAGCGACUGCACACGAACUUGAAGGAGACAAACAAGACAAUCCUAGAAACCCCUCUCCUGCUUCGUAUGAUCUUUGAAAUGAAGAAUGGGGAAAUUGCAGAGUCUGACGAUUACUCUUCGUUACUUAAACGUGCAAACAUAUCAGCCGAUAAGAAUAAGAACUUAUAUAUUGUACACGUGUACAAGUUGUUUGUGUGGUACAAGCACCUUGUAUUCAGAAUUGAAAAAAGAAAAGAAAAUCUCCGCCUACACGCCGUACAAGAGGAGAAUGACUCCGCAGCGCUUCAGUUUUACGAAAACCAUAAACUCCUCGCUAUGAAGUGUAUAUUCCCUCAGGAAACCUUGAAAUACUUAUUGAACAAAGACGAAUUAGAGAAUAUAGAGCCCGAAGGACGUUUAAUGAAGGACGCAGCUAAUAAUUGUCUCAAAGAAGGAUUUCUGAAUGGUCUGAACAACGGAAUUCCAGAGUUCGUUCAUAAGACAUUCGCUGAAUUCUUUGCAGCCGAUUACUUACUGAAGAAAGCGAAAGUAACAGAAAAUUUAGACCUGAGGGAUGUCAUUGUCAAUCUGUACCGUGAAGAAGAAUACAGCGGUGUAAUGAUGUUGUUCGACGCACUGGCAUCGGAGUCCUUUCCCCUUCACUCUGCUGUGAUGAACAAUGACGCUUCAUAUUUUAAGCAACGUGUUAUCCAAGGAGAGGAUAUGUUGAAAGUCGAUGAGCUCGAAAGGACGCCAUUGCACGUAGCAGCCCUGCAUUCUGAUCAAGCAACAUUGAAGAAGCUUCCGAUGGAUGAUGAGCUAAUCACGAAGGAUUUGUUUCAACUGUCACCGUUUGGGUACGCAGAACUGCGGUCUCCAUGGGACGCAAAAUACGCUGGAGAGUGGAUGGAAUCCUUGCGGACUGAGACUUCGGCUGCGGGAGACAGACUUAACGUGUUAUGCGCUCGAUGCAGUGAGGAAGCAGUGAAACGUUCUACCAAAAAUCUACGCACGUGUGAAACCUUCGAGGAAAAGAGACAUUUUCUUGAACGAGCAAUAUUCACGGCUGUGAGACACGACCUACGAGCCGUUUUAGACGUGUAUCUGAGCUAUGUGUCCCAGAAAGAGAGUACCGUAAUCCUAGACAGAGGCAUCAUGGACCAAUUAGGAUCACGCAACGAACGAAGCUUGAGAUGUUCUGCAGAGUCUUCGGUAAUUGGAAACCUUGAUAGUUUUACAGACAGUAGCAAUAGAACUGUCCUUUUUUACGCAAAGUCUGAGACUGUUUGUAAAAUGCUCCUUCCUUACUGCGAUACGGGAAUUCUUGAUAAGGAUGGAAACACAAUGUUGCACAUUAGUGCGAAUGAAGGAAAUCUGGAGACAACACAGUUUUACCUCGCACAUUUAUCCGCUAACAAUAGAAAUAGAAAAUUUCAAACUCCUUUGCACUUGACUAGAGAUGCAGAGAUUGUGAAGCUACUUCUUCCUCUUUAUCCCUCAGUGAAUGUUCUCGAUUAUGAGCAACACACUCCGAUGGAUAUAUGUGCAGAGAGAGAUGAUUUGGAGGCCAUGAAGUUGUUACUCCUUCGCACUCGGACAUAUGACACACAUCACAUGAGACCGAAGACAACGCUUCAUGUGGCUUCUGCCUCUCUUUCCCUUAAAGCUGUGACGUUUCUUCUACCUCACACAAAUGUGCAUAUGCUUAACUACAGAGGAGAAACGGGCUUAGACGUUGCUUGGACAAGUUGGGAAUAUCUGUUGAGUUCGGAUUGCAACGUUAUGAGGUGUCUCAUCCCACACUCGCUCGUGAACUCACCUGAAACGUUCGGCUCAUCACCGUUGUACGUCUGGGCGACAGAUGGUGGAAAGAAAGUGAUGCAAACUCUAUGGCCUUAUUUGCGACACGGUGACCCUAGGCAUGCACAGAGGAUCAGCAGAAGAUAUGUGUUUGUGUGGAUGAAAAGCGAUUUCCAAGAAAUUUGGUGUCUGAAACUUCUGUUCCUCCAUUUAGAUGACAUCGCUGAUGAUCGUUAUAGCCAUAAACUGCUACAUGAUGUGGCCAAGGAGAAGCUACGUCAGAUCGAAGAAGUAAAUUACAUUAAUUACAUGAAGCUGUUACUGCCUCAUUUAAAUCUCACUGAGCAGGAUUAUGUAGAACGUGGAGUAAAAAAUGAGGACAUCGUUACCUUAUAUCGGGGAUGGUCGCACAUGAAUAACACCGAUGAUCCCCACAUUCACGAUGUCAACGCGGAAAUGGUCGGCGACGAUGGCAAUGCGAAGUUGCUCAUAGAAGCAGAGCAAGGAAAUGUGGAAGCUGUUAAGAGUCUCCUCUUCAUCCUCUCCCAUUCAUCCGUGUACUUUACAGAUGAAAAAGAGAACACUGCAUUGCACUUGAGCGCGAGGAAGGGACACGCGAAUGUGGUGAAGCUUCUCAUUCCUUUUUAUACAUCAGUGGACGUGAUCAAUGUGGGUCGAGAGACACCAAUGCAUGUGUGCGCCUCAUAUGGACACAUGGACGUUGUGAAGUUAUUAUUACUCCGCUCUAGAAUCAGUUCCCGUGACAAGGAUGGAAGCAUACCUCUUCAAUUGGCCUGUGAAAGUGGUGCCGUUGAUAUCGUGAACUUCCUUCUUCCACACUCAUUCCCUAAUAUGCCUGGCGUGUUGCGUUACACGUGCUGCGCUAUUACCGCUGUAGAAAGGAAAAUGAAUGUUGUGAGAUGUCUCAUCCCUCACUCUCUUAUAAACUGUCCUGAUUGGACAGGUGAUUCACCAAUGCGAAUGUGUGCAAAAUAUUAUAGGAGAGAAGGACUGGUGACAUUAUUGCCAUAUUCUUGUGAUUAUGACGCUGCGAGUUUAUUGACUAUUUUCCCGCUGUCAUUUCUUAAAGACAAUAUGAGUAUGAAAACUAUGCCUUGUGUGAAACUGAUGGUACUCCACUCAAAUGUCAUGGCAGUAGAUAAGCAGUUCUGUGCAACACUCAGCCCCAUUCGAAAGUAUUAUGUAGAGAGUGAUUUAUUCUGGCAUCCAACAGAGUUCGAGACAUCACUACUCCUGAAAUAUAUUCCUCAUACAAAUGUUUCUGCUAAGGAUGAUGAAGGCAAGAAACUAUUACAAGAAGCCCUCCAAAGUAGUCAAGAUCCCAAAUUGGUUAGCUUCCUUCAGAAAUGGACUAGCUUGAGUGACUUUCAUUCAUGAUGCUCACGAUUGUUGGCAACGGUUGUGAUUAAGUACCAAGUGGCACCGAGCUGUCAAUGGACACGAGCUCUGAAGACAAUAUAGCAGUUUUAAUAGAGGUUUCAAUAGCUGUAUACUAAGUCCUUGCCUUCAUCCGAGAAAGCACAAAUAUUCAUCCAGUGUCAAAAAUGAAAGAAAAAAGAUCACUUUUCUGAUUUUUUGUGAUUGUGAUUAUGACUAACGCGUUUUGUUUCUUCUUGUUCCUUAUGUUACAAAGUACCGUUCCGUAGUAGAUUCAUAAGGUGAUUUGAAAAUGUGUAAAAAAUGUGUCUAUUCCUAAUGUGCUAGUUAUAUGGUUAGCUAUGAUAUGCCACAGUAUUAGAAUACGGCUGCGUGCGAUUAUGUUUAUAUAGUGCAUCUGACGUAGACUAGAGAUAACUAUAAUACAGCUGUUAUACUUUUUAGAGUGGUAAUGGCUUGUCACCAAUGUUACUCGAAAGAUGUGUGAAGUUUAAUCCAUCUAGCAGGGUGAUACGCUUCAACACUGGAGAUAUAUGGGUCCGAAGUUUACCGCCCUUGGUGUCAAAUGUAAAUGAACAAAAGUGUUUUUCGCACAUUGGAGAAUGCUUAAUUCAAAUUAGUUUGGAACUCUCGCUCACUUCGCUGCAGAGUUGUGUAAAGUAAAUAUUGUCGAGCGAAACACAUGUGUGAUACAGUCGUACUUUUAUUACGACCGAAUAAAUGUAUGGGUUCCAAAUUGGA
This is a messenger RNA of Ornithodoros turicata, 7991 nucleotides long. RefSeq lists its product as uncharacterized. The transcript is spliced from 14 exons. Gene Ontology annotation, cellular component: nucleus. Lineage: Eukaryota; Metazoa; Arthropoda; Arachnida; Ixodida; Argasidae. The record is from RefSeq and is a predicted model, not a curated record. Gene Ontology annotation, molecular function: transcription factor binding; transcription coregulator activity. Bases 330 to 7250 code for a protein of 2306 amino acids. Gene Ontology annotation, biological process: regulation of DNA-templated transcription.